This is a messenger RNA of Arabidopsis lyrata subsp. lyrata, 2239 nucleotides long. Its product is annotated as auxin-responsive protein SAUR50. The record is from RefSeq and is a predicted model, not a curated record. Lineage: Eukaryota; Viridiplantae; Streptophyta; Magnoliopsida; Brassicales; Brassicaceae. Gene Ontology annotation, biological process: response to auxin. The transcript has a single exon. The coding region runs from base 201 to 515 and encodes 104 amino acids.
AUUCACUACUAGACGAAUCCAUCCAAAUUGACCAUAUAUCUAAUAUUUUUGAAUAAUCAAGAAAUUGAAAUAUUGGUGUAAGCAUCACAUCCCCAUCCUCAUUCUCCGCCAUAAAUAACCCUUUCACCAUCUCUCACUUUGCUCCGCCAUCUACACCUCAACUUCUUCUUCUUCCUCUCUCAAGAAACAAUAAACUAACAAUGGCGGUUAAGAGAUCUCCUAAGCUAACACAAACCGCAAUGCUGAAGCAAAUCCUCAAGAGAUGCUCGAGUUUGGCUAAGAAUCAAUGCUAUGAUGAGGAGAGCCUGCCUGUAGACGUACCAAAGGGUCAUUUCGCGGUCUAUGUAGGCGAAAAGAGGAGCCGGUACAUCGUACCCAUAUCCUUCUUGACUCAUCCUAAGUUCAAGAGCUUGCUUCAACAGGCAGAGGAAGAGUUCGGGUUCAAUCAUGACAUGGGACUCACUAUUCCUUGUGAAGAAGUUUUUUUCCGCUCUCUAACAUCCAUGAUCCGAUGAGUGAGUGGAAGAGAAAACGAGAGAGCUUAUUAUAUAUAUAUCAUUUUUUUUUUGUUACCUUUGGAUGAAUAUUGAAUCCAAAGUUUUUUUUUUUUCCAAACUAUAAACCUAUAAUGAUCCGCGUAAAGUGACCCUUUUAUGUGGAUUAUCUUAAACCUGGGUUUUAGUUUGUUAAUUCCAAAGUGUAGCACCUUAUGGUUGUAUUGCAUUCAAGGGUUGAAAUGUAAACCUAAUUUAUUUUUGGUAAGCUGUAAUAAAUUUUGAGUGAUGGCUUGCGCUAAUAAGAACUAGUAGAUAUUGUUGAUAGUUCAUAUUUUUUCUCAAUGUAAUGAAAUUAUCGAUCAAACCUCCUUCAACUUAGUUCCAAUAUAAUUUGUAUUAUUCCUCUUUUUUGCUUCAAAUAUUUUUAAGGGUUAUCUCCGUUGCAUUGUUGAUUUUGUUAUAAGCAUAUUGUAGUAUUUAUUCAUUAUCAUUUCCGGAAUAUCUACGUUAGACAUAAACAUUUACUACAAACUUGAAAUGCUUCACAUUAUCUAUAGACUCUAGUCUCUAGACUGUAGACUAAUAGGUGUAACAUAUGGGACCAUUGAAUUAAUGAACAAAGAGUUUUAAAUUUGAUUGUCUCUAGUGAGAAAACAAAAUAGUAAAGAAGAGGUAGGUGAAGCAAAGCAUUGUCUCUAGUAAUUACUUGGUGCACAUAUAUAUACAUAUCUUCUCAACAUUUAAAAGACAUAUAUAGACAUAUUUAGUAGCAUAUAUUGAAAAUAUAUAUUCAAUGCACUUAGCUUCGCUCUUUGCCAUUUUCCCUGCUAGCCACAAUUGGUGUUUGUAAACGAUGCAACUAGUCUUCUUAAUAUGAUGCACAUACUUCUUUUUUUUUUCAUCUAUCUCUCAGGAAAGUAUUAUUUAUUUUGGCUUGGAAUAAACGGCAUCCACAUGUACCAAUAUAAUAUCUCUAAUAUCUAUUAUGCCUCAUCAUACUCGCACAUGUAUAUAUACUAAAGUUAUUUAUCCUCGUAACCUCUAUAAAAGUAAAUGAGAAAUUAUGAAAGAUAUAUAAACUUUUAUAACUAGAAAAUGUUAUGUUUACACGUACCUUAGCUUAUAAAUGGACUUCUAACUAAAAAAUGAUAUUAAUAAAUUUACAUAUUCGUAAUACUUGGGAGGAAGAUCACGUAUCCCGGAUGGUGGAGUCAUAUGUUGUUAUCCAACAUGAACCAGUGGAAAAUGAGCAAGUUCUUUUUCUUUGUGUUCCUUGGAAAUGCGAGGAUAAAUUCUCAUCAGGACUAGGAUGUUGUUCUUUGAGGGAUUUAUAUAUAGUUUUGAUGGAUGCCAAGACUAAAUGAGUCUUUUCUCUUUUCACUUGGAACUCAAAACCCUUUAUGAGCAAUGGUGUGUGUUCUGGAAGUGGAACACAUAAUGCAGUGUGAUGUUUUCCGAGAAGAUCAUGCAUGGAGCUAAGUGGAGCUUUGUAUGAUGAGGAUUGGAACUAAUGCGGCCGCUUUUUCUUCCGGUAAGUAGAUGAAAGAGCUGGUGGUGGUACGUUGGAGGAAUGUUUUUUUUUUACACUUUUUAGUUUGCAUUUUGCGGCUUUAGUUUGUUGGUAACAUUUUGGCUUUUAAGACUUAUGUUUAUGGUCCAUUUUAGCUUUUCUAUCGGAUAUUUUUGUGUUUGCUUCUUUUGUUCGAUGCUUGAUUGGGUAUAAGACCCCUUCCUUUAUGUGA